Pantherophis guttatus is the source of this 6260-nucleotide messenger RNA. The record is from RefSeq and is a predicted model, not a curated record. Lineage: Eukaryota; Metazoa; Chordata; Lepidosauria; Squamata; Colubridae.
GGCCGACUCCGUAAACCGAUUAGAGGGGGCUGGGAAGCCCUGCGAAGGCUAAGUGCCUAAGUCGAAGCGCUAGGGCUAUUCCAGGAAGAGGAGCCGUCCCACCUGUUGGCCCCGAAACGGAGGAGAGGAGAGGAGAAGGGCUCGGGCGGGUUCUCCUGGCUGAUACUGGGGGGCUGCGGAGACGCCGUGUUGGACGCUGCCCGAGCCGCGCGGAGGUCGGUGCGGGGGAGUCGUCCUCCCGCGGCUGCGACUCGCUUUGCGCCCGCCGCCUGUCCUGCCUGCGUGUGCGUGCGCGCCUGUCCUUCCCGACGGCCAGCCGAGCCCCCGCGCUCUCUCCGCCAAGUGGAAGAGGAGCUGCAAGCAGGUGGAGAGACUCGCCAGCGGAGCCCCCCGGCCAGCCCCACGCCAGAGCCGGCCGGCUCACCUGUUGCCUCCGCCAGCUGCUUUCAGGAGAACCGGCAGGGACGGCCGUGUUCCCGGCGGGCAGCCGUCCCGGGACCCCCGAUCGGCCCCUCCGGCCAGAGGAGAGACACGGAGUCCUGGGUCCUUUUCUGCUCUGAUCCUAAGACGGCCGCCAGGAUGCCGGGCUUGGUCAACUGGACGACCAGCACCGUCCUCCCUCUGGCUGCCUCGGAGGUCACCUCGUGUGUCAGUGGCUACGCCUUUGGAAUGACCGCCUGUCUGUCCUACCGCAACUCUGAGAACCAUCCUUUCGAAGGCUUGUUUGUCUACCCCCUGGACGAAUACACAACCGUGGUGGGUUUCGAAGCGGUGAUCUCUGAGCGGGUGGUAACGGUGCAGAUCAAAGACAAGGCGAGAAUCGAGGAGAGCUGCUUCAGCAACGGAAGACCCCCAGAUGAGGAGGGCCAUGUAGUUCUGGAUGAAGACCUGGAGAGGAUCGUCUUUGUGGCCAGCGUGGGCAUCGUUCCCCCUCAAGUGGAUGUGUCCAUCUGCAUCAGCACUUCCUCUGAGCUCCAGACUCUCCCAACCGGGGCCGUCAGGGUCCUCCUUCCGGACGUCUGUGCCCCCAGAGUGCCCCAGAAAGCCUCCGAUCUGACCAGCAGCCUCUCUGGACACCACCUCCCCUUCAGGGACAGGCACUGCAGUGGGACGCUCUCUCCAGAACAAGCAGGGAAAUUUUGCCUGGCGCAUCUCCUGGAAGCCGAGACCACCAACCCUGCGGAGUACGAGUUCAGCUUCUCCCUGGAGAUCCGAGGACCGUGUUUAUUGGCAGGAGUGGAAAGCCCCACGCACGAGAUCCGAGCGGACGCCGACCCUUCGGCCAGAUCAGCCAGGAGCAUCACCAUCACCCUGGCCAACAAGCACACCUUCGACCGUCCAGUGGAGGUCCUGAUCCACCCGAGCGAGCCUCACAUGCCCCACGUCCUGAUGGAGGAGGGGGACAUGGCCCCUGCCCAGUACGAGCAGCACCUGAGGGGGCGGAGCGAUUUCAUCAAAGGCACGAAGAAGGACCCCAGCCCUGAGAAAAAGACCGAAAUUAUCCGCAAGAGGCUUCACAAGGACAUCCCUCACCACCCGGUGAUCAUGUUGAACUUCUGCCCGGAUCUGAAAACGGUGCAGCCAAACCUCCGGAUGACCCAUGGAGAAUUCAUCUUCCUGGUGGACCGCAGCCGAAGUAUGGCUGGCACAAACAUCGCUCGGGUGAAGGACGCCCUGGUGGUCAUCCUGAAGAGCCUCGUGCCGGGUUGCCUCUUCAACAUCAUUGGCUUCGGAUCCACCUUCAAGGCCGUCUUCCCUGCCAGCCAGGUCUACUCGGAGGAGAACCUGGCGGGGGCCUGCGAGAGCAUCAAGAAGAUCCGGGCGGACAUGGGCAGCACCAACAUCCUGUCGCCUCUGAAGUGGGUCAUCCGGCAGCCGAUCCACCGGGGUCACCCCCGCCUGCUUUUCCUGCUGACGGAGGGGGUGGGGGGGAACACGGGCAAAGUCCUGGAGCUCCUACGAAGCCACGCCUCCUCCACCAGGUGCUACACUUUCGGCAUCGGUAAGAACGCCUGCCGGAGGCUGCUGAAGGGCCUGGCCGCCGUAGCCAAAGGAAGCGCCGAAUUCCUGGCCGAAGGGGAGCGGGUGCAGCCAAAGAUGAUCAGGUCUCUGAAGAAGGCCAUGGCGCCAGUGGUGAGCGAUGUCUCCGUAGACUGGGUGUUUCCUGAGACGACGGAAGCCUUGAUUUCGCCAGUCAAUGCCAGCUGCCUUUUCCCAGGAGACCGUCUGGUGGCCUACAGCAUUGUGUGUGACACGUCCCUGUAUGUCUCUAACCCCCGGCUGGACAAGAGGCGCCGGUACAGGAUGCUGCAUUCGCAAGAAUCGGGAAGUUCUGUUUUCUUCCACUCCCAAGAAGAAGGGGGAGGAGGAGGAGGAGGAGGAGGAGGAGGGCUGGAGAACUGGGAGAUUACCAAGGACCCUGAAAGUGGAUUUCCUUCAGAGAGGAGCAGUGGGGAGAUGGGAAGCGAAUCAGACGUAGAUUCAGGCAUUGACCCCAUAACGACAUCCCAGCGAAGGGCCUACAGCACCAAUCAGAUUGCCGACCAGGAGCCCCCGCAGAAGGUCCCCACGGCCAGCGAUUCCGGCUUCGUCCAGGAGUCAAAUCCUCUCCGGAAAGUCCACCUGCAGGACCUCAGCUGGAUCGCUUCAGACGCUCAGCCCUGGCAGGUGGAGCUUCAGCCUCUCAGAGCCAGCCCCACCCCAACCGCAAAGAAGAUCCGAGGAGCCGGAGCCCGGCGGCCAUCUCUGCUCCAGGACCUGCGACAGAUGCACAGGGGCCCCACGCAGACAGUGGCAGGGACGGGAUCCGGGUCCCAAGACACCAGCUCCCUUUUGGGAUACACCUAUUCGGAUGGUCGAAGCCCUGGAGAACAGGAGUCUGCCCAACAUCCUUCCUUCAACUUUGAAACUGAGUCCACCUCGGACUGGGACCUUCCUGAUCUGGAACCGGGUUCCUCAGCCGGUGGUGGCUGGAGGGGGUCUCGAAGGUCGCUCUGCAAGGCCCUGGUGAAGGGGCUCCAGAAUGGCGAACCGGUCAAGUGGGAGAUAACCUUCGACCUCGGCCCCCUCUUCCAAAGCAGAGAAGACAAGGGCCAGGAGGAGGAGGAGGAGGAAGAAGAAGACAUCUGGAACGAGACUUUCCACCACCUGGCUGCCAAGUCCAUCGUCCAGGACUUUGAGCAGCUGGCCGAGAGGGAGUUUGAGAUCGAGCAUGGGUCCGGGCGGCGGUACCAAGCCAACGCUGUGCACACCAGCAAAUCUUGCAACGUGAUCAGCAAAUUCACAGCGUUUGUGCCAGUCGACCUGAGCAGCAACAACUAUUUGACAACCAUUGUUAAAUAUCCCAACACAGGUGUGCUGAUGAAGCCCUCCAGCCAACGGAGUUCCGGGUUCGAGGGCCGACGGCACCGAGGACUCUCGGCUAGUUGGGGGCGGAUUCACGACAGCGCAGACGGUGGGCUGCCCAACGCAAACGCAGAAGAGAAUAUUUUGUCUCCUUCUGGCUCACUUUCUUCCUCCGGAGGGAAUCGCCAGAGUUUUCCAGACGGGUCGCUACGGAGCCCAUCCGUUUCCUCUCAAAAGUCCAUUGAAAACUUCUUUGGUGCCAGGCUGACGUUUAACAAGACCAGACUCCUGACCAAGGCUGCCCGAGGCUUCAUGGGGAAGUUUCCUGCCAAGAGCAACGAACUCAGUUCGGAAAAUGAAAACGAAAAUGUCGAUUAUCUGCCACUGGUGUCUCUCCAGUUGGCCUGUGGCGCCUUCCUCUUGAACAAGGCCUUCUCUGAGGCCAUCAACAUCCCCCUGGAGAAGCUCAGGUGGACCUCACCUUUUGCUUGCCACCGCAUGGACCUCAGCCCUUCCACCAGCUCCAGGAAAGUGGAAGAUCCAGGACAAGCCAAGAGCGCAAGUGUUGCUGAUGUUCCAGGGAAACUUCUCCACCAAGAGGCUGAGGAGGAGGAGACUGCCCUGCAUGGACAUCCUUCUGGAGGCCCAGCAGAAAGCUCCUCCCGAGUCCCCAAGGCCGAGACCAGCCUGUCCCCUCCCUCGAUCACCAUCCAGAGCUUCUCUACCCCAGAGAACGCCCCAUCACCGCCGGAUAGCGGCCGAGGCUCGGAGACCGAGACCUCCGAACUCCAGGCGUGGCUCUUCGACGUGGAGCUCCAGCAGCGAACCGAGCCAGAGGGGAUGCUCUGGGCCACGGCGGUGGCCUUGGCGUGGCUGGAGCACAGCUCGGCCUCCUACUUCAUCGAGUGGGAGCUGGUGGCCGCCAAGGCCAGCCGGUGGCUUGGAGAGCAGGACAUCCCGGAAGGGCGAAACCUGCCGGCCCUCAAGACGGCUGCUCAACAGCUUUUUGUGCUGCUCCGGCACUGGAACGAAAACCUCCAGUUCAACUUGCUGUGUUACAACCCGAAGGAUGUCUAGGAAGUGGGGGAGGGAAGAGGGCGAGCAGAGGCAGGGAGGCCGCUCAGGGCCCCAGCUCCAUCCAACUUCAGCCAGGCUGGCGGCCAUCUGGUUGAUGCCAGGGGUGCCUCUGGACCCUGGUGGACUGCAGCUCCCGUCUUGGGCUGGGUUGCAUGGAGCUGGCUUCUGACGCAUCCGGAGGGCACCAGUUGGGGAAGGUUGGAGCACGUUGCCUGGGAGGGGUGGGUGAUGGCCCUGCCACCUUCCCAGCCUUGCCCUCCCUCCGAUCUUUCUCAUGCCCUGUGAUUCAGGUAUGGCCAUUGUGCAUCCUUCCCUAUUGUGCUUCUGAGCAGUGGCUGCCUUCCCUCCUGUAGUUGCCCUUCGCUCCACCUGGGAGGGAGAUCACCAGAUAUAUGGACCCCUCCAAGCUGGACCUCAGGGUUCCAGGAAAAUGUUUCCCCAAAGGUUUUUCCUGGAGAUGCUGGCAGGGUGGGAGGUGACCCUUGUGGAGCUGCUCCAUUGGUUGACACAGAUGGAAAGAGGCACCCCAGAUUUCAGAGAGGGCUGUUCCCCGGGGCCCCGAGUGGCAAGGGGGAGGCGUAGGAAAGUUAGGGGGACCGUGCAAAGUUUACCUUGGGAGGUGGGUGCCAGGCCUCUGGGACAGAACACAAAAGGAUUGGCUUGGCUGCAGAUGGUCUCUGGAAACUUGCCCAGACUUCCAACCUCGCCCUCUCAGGCUAUCUCCCCACCCAAUCUGGAUUGCCCCCCCCCCCUCACACACACCCCAGGGAGCCCUUCACCUCAGCCCAGUUGCCCGAAAGGGCCCCGCGUCCCUCAGCUGCUCGUCCACAUGCUUUGCUGCCAGCGGUGUGUUCGAAUCCCCCCACCUUUGCAUUGCAUCGAUCCUGCAAUGAGCCCUGGAUUGCUCCCUGGAGGCCCUCCUUCACCAGGCUCCCUGCUGGGGGUCCAGGCCUAAUUAUUCAGACCCCGAAAGGCUGGGGUGGGGGGGCGAGGGAGAGGAAUCUAGUCCCUCCUCCCCGAGCGGAAAACCUUCUUUGCAGACGCUCUGCAGCCACCACAAGCUUUGCUGGCCCUGCUGUGUGAGAUGCAGUUGUGAUCUUGCGAUUUUGCCUUCGCUCAGAAUCGACCCCCCUCCCCCCCCGCCCUGUCUGACUUUCACCUGGAGCCAAGCUGCUAAUUUCUCCAUCGAGGCUUUCAGAGUUUGUUUGUUUUUUAAAUGGGAUUUUGGCUUUUAGAUAUCCAAGGAUUACCCAACUGGAAUUAGAACAAUUUAUCAAUGGAAGGAUUUUAUCAAUUUUAUCAGUUUUAGGAGAAUUAAACAGUGGUUUAAUUCCAGAAGUUGUGAGUGAUCCAUCCCUGGAGUUUUUAAAGAAGAGACUGGACAGCCGUUUGUCUGAAAAGGUCUAUAUAGGGUCUCCUGCUUGACCAGAGGGUUGGACUAGAAGACCUCCAAGGUCCCUUCCAACCCUGUUAUUCUGGAAUGUUUCCUAAACCUUAAUGACAGCAUCUGCUUGUCAAAUUCAACAUUAUUAUGGCUCUCAAGAACAUUGUUUAUUCUGCAAGAAUGAAAAGGAAAAAGAAAAAAAAGGGACGAAAUUCCUCCGCCGAUGUUUGCAUCUCUAGCUUCAGUCAUGCACCGGGUGGGCAUCGAGGAAAAAGGCAGCCUAUGAUGUGAAGGAAAGACCCUCCCCUGAGUGAAAAAUCUAAGAAAAUUAGCAGUGAGGAUUUUCUUCAGUUUCUUUCUUUCUCUCUCUCUCUCUCUUUGCUGGUUUCUUAAGUUAUUAUUUUUUCAUUUGUGGCUGCUUCAGUGACUUAAUAAACUGAGAACUGUUGGAAAA